This is a messenger RNA of Vitis vinifera (wine grape), 1379 nucleotides long. Its product is annotated as RING-H2 finger protein ATL51. The transcript has a single exon. Lineage: Eukaryota; Viridiplantae; Streptophyta; Magnoliopsida; Vitales; Vitaceae. The record is from RefSeq and is a predicted model, not a curated record. Gene Ontology annotation, biological process: protein ubiquitination. Gene Ontology annotation, molecular function: transferase activity. The coding region runs from base 212 to 1228 and encodes 338 amino acids.
CAUCAACCUCCCCCACUUCCCUUGCUUUCCUUCGCUUUUCAUCCAAGACCACCCUCUCCGCCCCCCUCCUUUUUUUAAAAAGCAAGUUACUUUCUCUCUUAUUCCAAACAGCACCGCCCUUCUUUCAAAGAAAAUCUGAGCGUAGAUUAAAAGGGAUAUUGAAGAUUUGAACAGUCGUCGCUAAGUUUUGGUGAUCACUGGAAUUGGGCAUAUGGGGUCUGUGGGCAACUCAGAUCCUUGGGCUCCAUAUGAUGGAUAUAGGGACUGUUCGCAAGGAAUUUGUAAUGAAUAUUGCCCACAGUGGUGCUACAUCAUCUUCUCUCCUCCUCCUCCAUCUGAAGAUGACUCUGGUACCGACUUCUCGCCUCUCAUACUUGCUAUCAUCGGGAUCUUGGCAAGCGCUUUCCUUUUAGUAAUCUACUUCACAGUCAUCUCAAAGUAUUGUAGAAGAAGAAGAGGUCGGCGCACAAGUGCAGAGGGGAAUGGGAAUCAGGAUGAAAUGGUUAAUGAUCAGCCAUUGCAGGUUGCAUCGACUGGGCUAGAGGAGGGUUUUAUCAAGUCCAUCACAGUCUACAAGUACAAGAAAAGUGGUGGAGUGGUUGAAGGCACGGAUUGCUCAGUUUGUCUCAGUGAGUUCGAAGAUGGGGAGAACCUUAGACUUCUGCCCAAGUGCAACCAUGCUUUCCACCUCCCCUGUAUCGACACUUGGUUGAAGUCUCACUCCAGCUGUCCGCUAUGCCGCUUUGAUAUUAGAUCAGCCAAAAUUUUGCCGCCUGAAUUAUCAGAGGCAACACAGGGCGUACCCCCUAACAUCAUGGUAUCUGCGCUUGAAGUUCAGUCUGGAAACAGAUCCCUUCUUAUAAUCCAUGAUUUAGAGAGUGGUACUAUUAGACGAGAGGCUGUUGUCAGGGUUGAAGUCACUGAUGAUACUCCCAAGGCGACUUCUGAAGUUCAUAGAGGUAUGGAGAAUUCAGCAGGAAGAGAAAGCACAAUUGAAAUUAGACAAGAAGGGUUACUUCGAAGGUCUAUCUCAUUUGAUUCUUCAUGUGAAGCUCAUGUUGCAAUUCCAGACAUACUGCAUAGUAGUGAAGAUCACAGCCUAUGCUUCCCAAUGGAGAAUAUGAACGAAAGAGAAGCCAUGCCUGUGACCAUGAGGAGAUCAAUUUCGACAGGGAGAUUCAUGCCCCUAAGACAUGGAAAGAGAAGUCCUUGUGUCUUUCCCAAUUGAAACUGAUAAUUCCAACAGUAUAUAACAAUUUUUUCUUUCUUACCUUUUUCUUCUUUUUGUAACUGAGUGCAGGAAAAGUAAAACAUGUAUUGUAUAAGUAUUUAUAUGCCAAAGGAGAUAGUGAACCAAAAAACAUUGAGGUUCUCUAAUC